Molecule: messenger RNA, 3583 nt
Organism: Etheostoma cragini (Arkansas darter)
Lineage: Eukaryota; Metazoa; Chordata; Actinopteri; Perciformes; Percidae
Gene: perm1b
Exons: 4
Coding region: 130-3228 (1032 amino acids)
Biological process (GO): regulation of DNA-templated transcription; response to muscle activity
Cellular component (GO): cytoplasm; nucleus
Source: RefSeq, a predicted model, not a curated record
CACAGUCUGACAUAAGCAAGGACUGACGGACGUCAGAACUGAAAUGUCCCUGUAGACAGAAAGUACGGACACCUUCGAACUGGACCGUUGUCCUUCUGCAACAGAUUGAAGAGCAUGUGAGGUAUCAAAAUGGAUUAUUUAGAUCACAGCAUGCACAUUGCAGAAUAUGAUUGGACAAGCUUCUAUGAGGACUGUGAGGAGUGUUGUGUGCUGCAGCCUUUGCUCGCCUACCACGAUAGCUCGAGCCUAAGUGAAUCAGAGGAUUCAGAAAGUUCAGUCUUCAGCACAAGCCAACAGGAACCACAGCCAAGCUCUGCUGCAAACUGGGAUGACUCUGAAAGCAGCGCUGCAGGAUGUUGCAUGGAGGAAGAGAACUGCACAGGUUGUUUAAAGUAUAUAUCAGUGCAGUGUAUUCAGAGUGGUCAAGGACAAGAUGAUCUUACCACAAAAGCUAAACUAUGCCUUAAUCAUCCUGAAGGAACCCCCAUCCCCACAGCAGAGCACAACACAGAGAAGACAAAUGACCCCAUCUCAGACACACCGCAAACUGAGCAACUAAACGUUCAGUCUUCAGAUAGAGAUGUGAAAAUGAAGAGUGACAUUCGUGAGCUCAAAUCCACACAGGAAUCUGACCCACUUCCCUGCAGCCGAACAGAGCUAAAUGUGAAUGAGCCGCACACAACAGACAUUACUGUGACUGAGGAUGUGAGUGGAGGAGCUUUUAGAGCAGAAAAAGAGCGCUGGUUCGUGACAGUGAAUGACGGCCCUGCACGACAGCAAGUGUGUGCCGCCUCUGUGAAAAGAAAACGGAGACAAAAAAAAACUCGUAAGGGCGAUCACAUGUGGAGACCUGGGCAAGAGAAAUCACUUAAAAGCAGCCUAAAGUUUGAGAUAAUGAAAGAUAAAAAUGAAUCUGAGGGCGGAGCAUACACAGAGCAUGUCACACAAGCAAACCAAAACUUGGUACAAAAAUCAGGAGGGUAUCUCAGUGCUGAAGAAGAUCCUGAGAACUUUCAGAUGGGAGUCAUUUCUGAUUUAUCGCCGGUACCGUCUGGUAAAGAAGACAAUCUAUCAAAAGAACUGGUGAUGUCUCAUCCCACCAAAGACAAUAACAUUGAGCCAACAAUAGACAGAACAUCGCAAAAUACAAGCACCUCAGCAUCCACACCCAACAAAGACCUGUUACGGUUUGACAUUGUAGAGUCUGAUGAGCUUGAAGAUGACGUCAAGUUCUUCUUCGCUCACCGUUUUGAUUCUGAAAGCUAUCUGUCAGCUACUGAAUCAGUGGAGGAAUUUCAACAUCUUCUUAUGGAACACCAACAACUGCAUAGCUCAUCGUCUCUGACAGAAAACAGCUAUCUAUUCAAUCUGACUGAGAAUACCAAAGCAGACAACACGCAGGACAGAGAAGUGGAUUCUUGCGCUAACACUCUCUCAUGCAAUGUAAUAGUUACCAACGCUAAAGGUCAUGAAAGCGCUGAUGUUCAGCCUACCCUGACAUUUCCAUCUGCUGGCCAAAGUGCUGAUAAAAUGCCAGAUGACAACUCCACAUGCGACAACGACACACACAGCACGCUGCCCCCGAAUACACCUGGACUCCAAAAACAUGAAGUUAAACUUUCAGCAUCUGGUUGCUCUUCAGGAGAUCAGCUUCUCCCCGUUCCCGAUUUAACUGUAACACUCUGCUCUGUGGCCGACAGCCCCGAAACAUAUGCCGAAGCUGCGGGCCACACUCGACCUGUGUACGCCAUUUCUGCUUUUUGGGAUGAAAUGGAAAAAUUGACGAUACAUGAAAUUUUGCAGCUCAGGAUGGGUAGAAGCACCCCUCCCAGGGAAACACAAGAAACAGUGACACCAAGCGUAGAUGAUCUCAGCUGUUUGAUCAACAGUGCGGAGUAUAAUUUGCUUGAUGGUGGGCUGAUGGAUACAUCUGACACUGCUGACUCAGACUAUUUCACACAGCCUGAUGAAUCCAAGCCAGAUCGCUCCAGCUGUGAAUUUUCCACCUCCGAUUUUGAGGAAGAGUACUCACAGUUUCUUGGCGCCAGCAAGAACCCCAGUCCUGACCUUCAAAGCAAAAAUCAACAAAGCACAAGUGACUCUCCUUUCUUAGUACAUGAGGAAGAUGACUCAACAGGCUCUGAAGGAAAGGAGACACAUGUGCCUUUAAAGGACUCAGCAAGUGAAUGUUUUGAGGAUCAGGACUCAAAUGCUUUCAUUUCAAGCAAACUUGCAUGGCCGAGACAGAUAACAAAAAGCAAAAGCAUGCACAACGUACAAGCUCUCAACACAGAGGAUUCAUCUUUGCAAUUGCUUCUUGGGAAUGAUGAGAGCUGUCUGUUUCUCAGCAGCUGUCCAUCUAUGGAGGAAAAUGUGGUUAUAAACACAAGCGACAUUGAUGGAACACUGAUACCUGCACCUUUUCUGGAUGAACAUUAUCAAGUAUCCUUCCCUGAAGUGUUUGAAUACUUACUCAGAGAGAAUAAAGCAAAGAGGGACUUGCAGUGUAUCACCUUCUAUGAUCCAGAAGACAUCUCAGUGGCUCCUGUGUUUGACUACAAUCUUUGUAAAUUCAGGGACGAAAUGUCGUUCUUUUCCCUUCAUGAUUACCAGCGCAGCGAUGAGAGACCCAUACCCAUUUUCUCCUGUCCUCAUCCCACUGUCAGAGAACUCACAUUCCCACAUCAGAACUAUGUUUUCUUAAGUGCAGACUGCGAGGAGGAAGACGACAUCUCUCCAAUCAGAGUUGUGUCUCGCUCUUUCAUCCUGGGCAGUGAUUGUGGCGCAGCGGCCACACAUGGAUUUUACAGUUGGAAAAGUUUGAUAAGGAAGAUCCACUUUCCCGACAAAGGUAGCAUCUGGUGCAGAAGAUCUGGUGCAUUAGUGUUCCCAGUUGAGGCUGAGAAGAUCACCAUGAAGAGUGCCAAUCCAACAAUAACAGUGCUCACUGAGAGGAGAGUCACUUCAACACCUUCUCAGUUGUUUAGAGAGCUAACAGUGCAGCAAAGGCUUCUGGAAGGUAUACGGACAACAAGACGAGAAGGCAUCUUCUCCACACUGAAGCAGUCAGAUAUGUGUUUGGUCUGCAUUGCUUUUGCCUCUUGGGUGUUAAAAUCCUCUGAUCCAGAAACUGCUGAUGCCUGGAAAGCAGCUCUGCUGGCAAAUGUGAGUGCACUGUCGGCUAUCCAGUACCUGCGGCAGUAUGUGAGGAAGAAGAAUCCUUCUUAAGAUGAUCCCUGAUAUGUGUAGGCCAACACACAAGAGAGAAGAGAAGAGUCGUUUCCAACCUUUUUCAUUUGGGUCCAUCCAUGAAAUGCUUUGGGUUCUAAUACAGCAUGUAAAGGUAGGCGUUAGCAAACAGUAGUUGUAACUUUUAGUCAAAGGAAGUUAGUCUGGUGACAUUCUACGUUUCUUACAAUUCCAUGAAAGCCAUCAAUAAAUUGAUCCUAAUAAGUAUUGUCUGUGUAACUAAAGCCUGACAUAGCUUAUUCCUUUCUGACAGAGACCUCCAUUGUUGCCCAAAAACAUCUUACAAUUAAUAUUGAGAAGACUAGCAAGUAGGGUGCUGAAUAUAGUUCACAAA